Messenger RNA from Brassica rapa (field mustard), 1000 nucleotides. RefSeq names its product homogentisate solanesyltransferase, chloroplastic. Gene Ontology annotation, molecular function: prenyltransferase activity. Gene Ontology annotation, cellular component: membrane. Lineage: Eukaryota; Viridiplantae; Streptophyta; Magnoliopsida; Brassicales; Brassicaceae. The record is from RefSeq and is a predicted model, not a curated record.
GACAAACUUGGUCGUGCAAGAGCAAGUAGCAGAGCAAAGAGUUUGUGUGGCUAGUGUCAUCAAUGGAGCUCUCGAUCUCGCAAUCGCCACGUCUUCGAUUCUCGUCUGCGUCGCCUCGUUUCUCAGCAGCUUCUCAUCAUCAUCAUCAUCGACCUUCGGUGCAUUUAGCUGGGAGGCUUUUAACCCGUCAUAAAGAUGAUGCCUUUACGAGCUUAUCAAGUUCGUGUAUGCAGUCGAAACUUGUCUCAACUAAUUAUAGAAAAAUCUCGAUCCGGGCAUGUUCUCAGGUCGGUGCUGCUGGUUCGGAUCCAGUUCUGGAUAGAAUCUCCCGUUUCCAGAACGCUUGCUGGAGAUUUCUUAGGCCACAUACGAUCCGUGGAACUGCUUUAGGAUCAACUGCCUUGGUGGCAAGAGCGUUGAUAGAGAACACUCAUCUUAUCAAGUGGAGUCUAGUACUAAAGGCACUUUCAGGUCUUCUUGCUCUUAUAUGUGGAAAUGGUUAUAUUGUUGGCAUCAAUCAGAUCUACGACAUUGGUAUUGACAAAGUGAACAAACCAUACUUGCCAAUAGCAGCAGGAGAUCUCUCAGUGCAGUCUGCGUGGCUGUUGGUGAUAUUUUUUGCAAUUGCAGGGCUGUUAGUUGUAGGAUUCAACUUUGGUCCAUUCAUUACAUGCCUAUACACUCUUGGCCUCUUUCUUGGGACAAUCUAUUCUGUUCCACCACUUAGAAUGAAAAGAUUUCCAGUUGCAGCGUUUCUCAUUAUCGCCACGGUUUUCAGAGGUAGCUUGAUGAUUCCUGCACAUAUGAUCUUGGCUUCAUGCUUGAUAUUCCAGUAUGGUGAACACUUACAGUUUUCUUUGUAUAUCUCUCUCUCUCUCUCUUCUUCUUUGUUGCUUGGAGUCGAAAUCAGUUUGUUCAUGUACAUACUAAGAGGAUACUUGUCCCUUUUUGAAAUCUUGCAAUAAUAAUUAACCAAUACCAGUAUGCAAAACAUUGGUUA